This is a messenger RNA of Solanum pennellii, 1421 nucleotides long. RefSeq names its product inositol polyphosphate multikinase beta. Gene Ontology annotation, cellular component: nucleus; cytoplasm. Lineage: Eukaryota; Viridiplantae; Streptophyta; Magnoliopsida; Solanales; Solanaceae. Gene Ontology annotation, biological process: inositol phosphate biosynthetic process. Gene Ontology annotation, molecular function: inositol tetrakisphosphate kinase activity; inositol-1,4,5-trisphosphate 3-kinase activity. Bases 321 to 1205 code for a protein of 294 amino acids. The record is from RefSeq and is a predicted model, not a curated record. The transcript is spliced from 2 exons.
GAACUUUUUAAAAAGAGAAAAAAGCCAUGUAGGAUCAGAUUCUAAUUUCACGGGAUGCGGAUUCUCUAAUAGGACCCAACAUCAGUUCCCUUUUCCUUAUAAAGACACGUUUUCUGGAAAAUCGCAGUUUCCAAAGCAUCGAAUUAUCUCAAUUUACUAUAAAUUGCAUGUAGGAUGCCUUAAUCGGAAUCCCAUUUUUUUAUUAAAUAAAAGGAUCUCCAGCAAAAUACGAAGCUCAGUCGGUGCUCGAAAUUCUCUAAUCUGAAAGGCGUCUGCAUUGGAGAUUUUGAUUGUUAAAUUGUGCUUCACUUUCUGUGAGGAUGCUUAAGAUCCCUCCCCACCAAGUUGCAGGGCACAAAGCAGGCAAUGGGAAGCUUGGUCCACUUGUGGAUGAAUCAGGACGUUUCUACAAACCUCUCCAAGGCGAUGAACGAGGGUCCAAUGAGCUCAAAUUCUACACAUCAUUCUCUUCUGACAGUAGGAUUCCAGAACACAUCUCCAAAUUCUUCCCUACCUUUUUUGGCACUCAGCUCAUAGAGGCAUCUGAUGGAUCUGGUUUGAAACCCCACUUAGUUUUAGAGGAUCUCUCUGUUGGUCGAGACAAUCCAUCAAUUGUUGAUAUAAAAAUGGGUUCAAGAACCUGGGCACCGGAAGCAUCUGAGGAGUACAUCCAGAAGUGCUUGAAAAAAGAUAGAGAGACAUCGAGCCUUCCCUUAGGAUUCAGGUUAUCAGGGAUACAAAUAUAUGGAAACAAAGAAUCAGGUUACUGGAAACCUGAAAGGACUUCCGUGCAGAACCUUCCUGCAGAGGAAGUCAAGUUAAUCCUGAAAAGGUUUGUUUCUUCUAACACAUCGACUGACAUGGACAUGCAACCAGAUUGUGCUUUUGCAGCAACUGUUUAUGGCGGUUCUACUGGCAUUUUAUCGCAGCUACUAGAGAUGAAAGCAUGGUUCGAGGAUCAAACAAUGUACCAUUUUUAUUCUUGCUCAAUUCUGAUAAUGUUUGAAAAGGGACUUGCAUUGGAAGGACAGAAUCCAGGUGGACAAAUCAAGUUAAUUGAUUUUGCUCAUGUUAUUGAAGGAAGAGGCGUAAUUGAUCAUAACUUCUUAGGGGGUCUCUGCUCUUUGAUCAAGUUCAUAUCUGAAAUUCUUACUGCUCCAAGUGAACACAAGAGCCUUGUUUCCUCUGUUAAUGGUGUCAACUAAUUUAGCUAGUUGCAAAUUGCUAAAUUCUUUUUGUAGGUAGUUUUAUUCUGGGAUGGUGUUAACCCAAUUGUUAAUCUUUACUGCACCCAACAGAAUAAGAUAUUCUCAACUUUACUUUUUCAAAAGCUGUACUUGUAGAAGUGUAGUUGAUACAAUUAUCAUUUUACCUUACACACGUCUUCGACUAAAUGAGUGAAUGGGAUUAUUCUUAAAUUA